AUGGCGCCAAGCGAUAAGGGGCCUAGCGCAACGGGUCUCAACUGGAAUCUACCAGGUCCAACGCGGUUCGAGCCACCCGAGUCCAGCAAACACGGGGACGGGGAGGACAUGUACUUUGUGAAAAGGGACAAGCCGAGGAAAAGAAACCUUUUUAAGCUUGUUUACGCCGGGCCCGCUACGAUGCGAGAACAGACAAAUACAAUAAGCACAUGGCAAAAUACAGGACAACAUACUUUGUCAGUACAACAUACGGCAUACGGCCAUCUCGUAUUCAUGGAGGUCGUGGAUCUCGUUGCCUCUGCUGUCUCGCCUCGCCACGCUCAGUAA
This is a messenger RNA of Sporothrix schenckii 1099-18, 327 nucleotides long. RefSeq lists its product as uncharacterized. Lineage: Eukaryota; Fungi; Ascomycota; Sordariomycetes; Ophiostomatales; Ophiostomataceae. Bases 1 to 327 code for a protein of 108 amino acids. The record is from RefSeq and is a predicted model, not a curated record. The transcript has 2 exons.